AUGCAGCACCAGAACCAGGACAAGGACCAGGACCACGAUCCGAGCCAGCUCAAGCUCAUUGGAGCCUACACCCGCUACUCCAUCCGCCAACCAAGCCUAACCUUCUUCUUUCUCCCAGGCUGGACUGCUCGUGUAGCUGUGCUGCUCGACUACUACCGCAUCCCGCACCAGUCCGUCCUGCUUUCUCUCCCAGAGUCCACCAAACUAUCGAAAUCCGGCCUGGUGCCCGCGCUAGAAGUGCCUGCUCUGGGACCCCAGUUCCAAAUAAACGACUCCCUCGCCAUAUGCGAAUACCUCGCUGAAGCAUACCCCGACCUGCCCCUCUGGCCCAAGGACGCUGCAUUGCGCGCCCAGGCCCGCACUGCAGUCGCACAGAUGCACUCUGGCCUCUGCACCGUGCUACGGGCCUCUUACCCCACCAAUGCUCUGGCAAAGUACACCGGCGCCAUACCUCUGUAUGACGGCGCGGCCAGAGAGGUGGGGAACUGUCUGAAGCUCUGGGGCCAGAGCAGACGGUUCUCGCGCGCCAGGCUUGCCGAGCUCGGCCAGGAGGGCGAAGACGAGGGCUUCUUGUUUGGGAAGUUCGGCAUUGCGGAUGCCUUCUUCUGGCCGGUCUUAUGGCGUUUCCGAUCUUAUAAUCUGCCUCUCACCGGUGCUACCCCGGAAGCUCUCGAGUGGAUGAAACGUAUGUGGUCCCAUCCCAAGAUCAAGGAGAUUGUCCAUGCAUACUACCUGCAAAAGGAACGUCCUGAGACUACCAUCUCGCACUACGAUGAUAUCUUCAAGGGUAACCCCUGA
Trichophyton benhamiae CBS 112371 is the source of this 798-nucleotide messenger RNA. RefSeq lists its product as uncharacterized. Lineage: Eukaryota; Fungi; Ascomycota; Eurotiomycetes; Onygenales; Arthrodermataceae. The record is from RefSeq and is a predicted model, not a curated record. The transcript is spliced from 4 exons. The coding region runs from base 1 to 798 and encodes 265 amino acids. Gene Ontology annotation, cellular component: cytoplasm.